GCUGACGCCAACCAGCAUAGGGCCUCGCCAGAUCCGCCGCCCGCCGAAGGCCCGAAGCGCAAACCAACCGCGCGAGCAGCACGCUCGCCGUGGCCCGCAUUCCCUUGGGACUCGGCGCGCCCGUCUAACCGCGAACCAACCGCGACCUAUUUCUUCACCCCUCCCGGCCUCUCCUCCCGCAGCCCCCGCGACCUAUUUCUUCACCCCUAGGCCCCCACCUCGCCGGCGCAGCCGCCCCAUCCAUCCGUCGUCCACCCGCCAUCGCCGCCCUUGGCACGUGCAGUGCAGUGCGGAUGUGCUGGUUGAUGAAUGCCGUGUGCCAUCACUCUGCGCACGCCAUCAUAAUGGCGGACCACCACCAGCUGCCCCCGCCGUUCGCGUGCAGCAACUGCGUCACCGAGCGCGCCAUCGUCUUCUGCUUCGCCGACGGCGCCAGGCUCUGCCUCCACUGCGACGGCGCCCUGCACGGCGCCAGCGCGCUCGCGAGCCUCCACCGGCGCGCCCCGCUCUGCGACGCCUGCCACGCCGCGCCCGCCGCGCUCCGCUGCCAAAUCGGCGCCCAGCGGGCCACGCUCUGCGCCGACUGCGCCGACCGCGUCGCCCUGCCGGACGGCGGCGCCUCCCUCGUGCAAGAGUACACCGGCUGCCCCACGCCCGCCGAGAUCCUCCGCGUCCUCUCCGUCGAAGCGCCGUCGUCGCAGGAUGACUUCGACGCCUGGCUCGCCGACGUCCUCCCACAAUACCUAGAGGAGAUUCAGUGGGUAGUGCUGCUCCGGCUAUGUAUCGAUCAAGGGAAUGAUAUAGAGAAGAGAGAAUGAUGACAAUAAAGUGAGUGAGAGAGAGUGUGAUUAAUGAAGGGAUAUGAGGAGUACAUUGUGACAAACAAGGAAGUGGGGAGUGUGCUAUCUUUGGUGUAAAAAAGGAAGAUUUCUUUCCUGAUACAUGUAAUGGUGGAUCGAUGAUCUAAGGAUCAUAUGAAUGAUUAAUGAAGGAUAGCAUGUAUAUUCA
Aegilops tauschii subsp. strangulata is the source of this 1008-nucleotide messenger RNA. The record is from RefSeq and is a predicted model, not a curated record. NCBI's taxonomy places the organism in Eukaryota, Viridiplantae, Streptophyta, Magnoliopsida, Poales, Poaceae.